Messenger RNA from Exophiala viscosa, 3576 nucleotides. Its product is annotated as salt tolerance down-regulator-domain-containing protein. The coding region runs from base 1 to 3576 and encodes 1191 amino acids. NCBI's taxonomy places the organism in Eukaryota, Fungi, Ascomycota, Eurotiomycetes, Chaetothyriales, Herpotrichiellaceae. The record is from RefSeq and is a predicted model, not a curated record. The transcript is spliced from 3 exons.
AUGCCUUCCAAGAAAAAGGCGAAUACACAAGUAAAUGCCGCGAAGCCACAGCCAGCGACAAACUCCUUAGGGAAUGCGCCUGCUCCACCACCGUCACUACCCAAGGUUGAUCCCACCUCCGUCCCGUCACAACCCGUUAAUGGACAAGAUGCCGCAGCGAGAUAUGAGGCAGAAUCCAAAACUGGCGACACCACGGAAUCUGCGGGCGAGCCAACCCAAACUGCAGCCGUCAACCGGAAAAAGCAAAAGCGGCGUGAAAAGGAGGCUGCAAAACGAGUUGCUGAGCAGCAGCAGGUAAAUGGAGAGCACCAUGUCAGUCCACUGCCGAAUGGGCCUCUACCGCCGGUGAAGCAAGGACGAGGACCUGUAAAAGGCUACUUUACGGAGGAACCAGAUUAUCCCGACCCUUCUGAUCCGGCCUACGCAGACCUUGGGAGUCCGGAAGAAGCCUUUUACAGCGGUGACGAAGCAGACACAAUGCCAGACAGCUCGUGGCUGAACACGAGCAAGCGCAAAAAGUCCAAAAAUUCGAGGCCCCAUCUACCCGAUAACGAUUCUCUGUCUAGAACAUCAACGAUGCUGUCAAGGUCACACAUUCCGCCUUUAUCGAAUGCUGCCAUGCGGGCGUCGCAACGACUGUCAAGCGACCACAUAUGGAAUACGUCUACCCAAGCCGAGCGGGAGAACAUCAAGCAAUUUUGGCUGGAACUGGGCGAAGAUGAACGGAGAUCUCUGGUCAAGGUAGAAAAAGAAGCCGUCUUACGCAAGAUGAAAGAACAGCAAAAGCAUUCGUGCAGUUGUUCGGUAUGUGGGAGGAAGCGGACCGCGAUCGAAGAAGAACUUGAGGUUCUGUACGAUGCCUAUUACGAGGAGCUUGAGCAAUUCGCCAAUCACAACACCGACCUUUCCAGCGUACCUCAGAUGAUGGCACCACCCCGUGCGCCCUUUAAACGCGUAGGACAUGCUAUGGCAGGUUCGUAUCCUUCUCGAGGCCGUGUACACGAAAUCGACGAGGAUGAAGAGGAUCUGGAGGAUGACGAUGAGUACGAUGACGAGGACGAGGAACCUUACAGUGAAGACGAUGGUGAUCUCGACGACCAUGGACUUCCUCCUGGUCCGCCCGAUUUCUUCCAGUUUGGCAACAGUUUGACUGUCAAGGAUGGCAUACUCACGGUCGCCGACGAUCUGUUGAAGAAUGAUGGGAAGCACUUCAUCGACAUGAUGGAGCAAUUGGCGGAGAGGCGCAUGCAACGUGAGGAAGAAAUCCGUUACCCUUCAUCCACAUUAGCUCAUCGAGAUUACCAUCAAGGUCACAAUCAUCCUCCGAUAGACGAUGACGAUGAUUAUGACGACGAGGAAGAAGAUGAAGACUAUGACAGUCAGGAGGAAGAAGACGACUACGAGGGCGACGAGAUGGACUCCAUGACCGAGGAACAGCGUAUGGAAGAAGGUCGGCGGAUGUUCCAAAUAUUCGCAGCACGCAUGUUCGAGCAACGGGUCCUGACAGCGUAUCGAGAAAAAGUGGCAGCAGAACGUCAGAGAAAACUCCUAGAAGAGCUGGAAGAUGAAAGCCGACUCGACGCUCAACGAGAAGCUAAGAAGGCCCGAGAAGCAGCCAAGAAAAAGGAGAAGAAGAAACAGCAGAAAUUGGCCAAAGAUGAGGAGAAAGCCAAGAAAGAGGCCGAGAAGGCGGCACAGGAAGCAGCGGCACGAGAGCUGGAAGAGAAACGACUAGAAGAACAGCGUCAGCGAAAAGAAGAGCAACGAAAGAAGCGAGAAGCUGAAAAGAAAGCCGCCGAGGAAGACCGGCUACGUAAGGAAGCCGAGAAGCACCGAAAGCAGCAAGAACAACGUGACCGGCAGGCCGAGACCGAACGUAAGCAACGCGAAGCGAGAGAACGAGAGCGUUUAAAACGAGAAGAAUCAAAGAGGAAGGAACGCGAAGAACGUGAAGCUAAGGAGAAGGAGGCCAGGGAGCGUCAAGAGAAGGAGGAGCAGGAGAAGAAGGCGAAACAAGACCAAGCAAGAAAGGAGAAGGAUGCGGCACAAAAAGCGGAAAGGGACCCUAAAGACCGUACAGGUCACGCUCCUGCUACGAAACAGCAGCCUGUAGCCUUACCGCCAGGUCUACAUCCUCCAUCCAGAGGUUCCAGCAUUCAAUCGCCUCAUUUUCAGGUCGCCACGCCAAUCGUACCUCCCAAAGUUCCCACUCCUGCAGGAGGUCGGAAUCGGCAGUCUUCUCAGCCUGGUCCACACUCGCAUGGGUCAUCUCCGAAGUCACAGAAAGCAAGUACUGAUGUCUCCAGAAGUUCUGGGUCUCCUGCGACAGUAAGCAUGCCUCAAACACCCGGACCUGGACAGGCGACAAAGACACAAGGCCAACCUCCGCCGCUUCAUCAUCCUCAGCCUUCGGCCCCGAGAUCCCCUCUAAAUAAUGUUGGCCGUGGCCAGUAUCCCUUCAAUAUUAAUGGCUUGCCGAGUAUGGGAAUCAAUGGUCCGCCGACCGGAGGUCAAGGGAUGAUGCCAAACAUGAUUCCUCCCAUGCCAAUGUACCAGGGACCUCCUAUGGCCAAUCACCAACGCUUCGCCAUGAAUGGAAUGCAGUAUCCGCCCGGUAUAUCCAGACCCUUUCAGCCUAGUCAACAAAUGCCUUUCGUGCCUCAGGCACCAGGUCCAGGCCCGCACAUGGUGAAUCACCAACCGGUAUCGAAGCCGCCACAGACACAUUCGAGACAACCAUCAGCAGAUAACACUGCUCAGCCUCAGCCGACGCCGAUAUCACGACCUGGACCAAUUGCGCGACCGUCGAGCACGACACCGGACAAGCAAAAACCACUGCGGAGGUCGCCUGAUGCUGAUAUCGACCAGCUCACAACACAACUGGGAAGCAAGGCGUUGCUGGAUGAUUCUGACGAACCGUUCUUGGAGACUGCCGACUCACGAAUGAACCUUCCACCAGUCGGACCGCCCGGCUCGACACGAAUACCUUUUUCCAGCAGUUUUGAUUCGAAGCAGGAACCUUUCGGUCCGAUCAAUCCAGGCUGGGGUGGCUUUAAUCCGGGUAUGAAUUCGGCGCCUGGAUGGGGACCUCCAGCACCGCAACGCUCCAGCCAAGGCUGGUCUCAGCCUCCUUUUGGAGCUAUUGGUGGUGGACCUCAACCUGUGGCCAGAUCACACUUCCCUCGGCCGAUUGCCGUGAGAUUGAUGCUUGUCCAGGCAUGUCGACAACUGUCACAGAUUCCUGGAGCAAGCGCCGACGGCUAUCAUCCUGCACCAACAAUUCUUCGGCAAUUGGAGACGAUCAAGGCACCAGGGGAGCCGCCUGUGUCUGUGGACGAGAUGCUCGGCAUCUGUGACACUGAAGGUAACCCACAGAAUGGUGGUGGUUCUUUUGAUGUCAUCAUCGACAAGUCAAGAGGACAAGUCAUCAAAUUCGUCGAAGAUACGGCACCUCAGCAUCGAAGUAGCGUUGGAGAGAUUGGAAGUCCGGUCAUGGCACAUACUCAGCACAUUCAGGCGAGUCCAUUUGGUGGUAUCGGAGCGAGCAGCUUUGGACUACCAGGCAGGGGCUUCUAG